AUGUCUGUGCCUGUGCUGGUUUCGGUUAUUCUCCUUCUUUGCUUUGUAGAGAUUGCUGAAGCAGAAGAUACCUAUCAAAGUUCUGGCAGUCUUCCUAAGGCCUCCAAACCUAUCAUAUUCGAUAAGAGAAGUAGUGAAAAGGUAAAAUCAUAUCCUCUUUUAUAAUUUAGCUUUACGAAACUCUUUAAGUAGCAAUGUUAUAGAUCCAGACUCGUCAACGACGUCAAGGUUAUGUAGUAAGUCCAACUAACACAAUUAUCAUCCUAACAGAUUCUUGAGCAGAACGAUCUGGACGCUUACCAGGACGAUAACCCCGGCUUAGGCGAACUAAUUCCCCCUUCCCCCGCUUUCCGAUUCCAUCCUCCCAAGGAAUCUCUCCAAGAUUUGCCUCGAGAUAUAAUCGAAGAUUUGAAUGAACUAAUCAGAGAAAUCCCCUCCAAAACCCAAAAUUCAUCGCUUAAUAUGACCUUAACUAAUGCUUCUAACAACGAUUUGAUCAAGCUUACUAAUGACACGAUGCCAGGUUGCGAGAAUACGGUAAUUCCUUCAGAGGCCGCCGGAUUCCUUUAAUCGGAAUGUCUAUCCCCAAGCCCCCCAGAAUGCACAGUCCCAGUCCUUCGGGAGAUCACAGCAACUGCCUCAUCCGCCCUCACCAGGCCCAUUUCCCUUCCCUUCCCCCAAUUCUGCACCUCUUCAUCCAAAACCUUAUCCACGACAGCCACCUUUUAUUGUAAGACUCACUUUUUUGUUUGAAUGUUAUGUUUAAUCACCCUUUCACAAUGCCAAUCACUAUGCAACACAGCUUACAAGUCUUUUACAGACACAGCCGGUCCAACAACGCCAGUUUAAUAUGAGAACACGGCCACUGAAUUGGGUAACUUGCGCGAGUUCCUUUCACAAAUCUAACAACCUUUUCAGCCCGCCUACAAAACGUCGAACGUGCAGAACAACUCGGCAAGUCGGACCUAUGUCGGCGAUGCAAAUAAAGCUGGUGUCAUUGGCGGGGUAACCACGGCGCCGUAAUUGCACCCUCAGCUUUCACUUAACGCUUCUGACUGGUUGAACGAACAUGAUUUUAGGUACCUCCGGAAGGCGCGCAAAGACCCGCACCUCCUCCAGAAAGUGAAGCCCAUCCUUAUUACUUCCCUCCAAGAAUGCAGCUUCCUCUUCCCAGCUGUUUCCACAAUCCCACUGGGUACGCCUGUUGUAAGUUUUAAAAAAGUUUUUGAGCAAAAUAAUCAGAUUUUAUUAGUCGCGCCAUAAAGUCCUGACACAUUUUGUCGCGGGUGUCGCGCGAGAAAAUUGGCGAGCGCGCGCGAAAAUGCAUGUUGCUAGUGCAAAAACAGGGAAUUGCCGCGACGAGUUCGAAAGGAAAACAAAAACGCACUGUGCAAAUGUGUCAGGACUUUAUGUCGCGACAUGUUAAAAUUCUACCGCACACCACUGUUGCGGGCUGAUUCAACUUCUCGCGGAGUCUUUUUUAAAAUUAUAAUUUGCUAAACUGGUAUAGGUAAUGCCCAGCUCAAUGAUCUGAUGGUGGAAACUUACACCGAAUUGGAAGCUAAACCCAAAUUCCAUAUUUGCAAUAUCAAUGCAAUUGCCAACCAGAUCCAGAAGAAAGCCGAAGAAAAGUAAGAAUCAUCCAAAAAUGGUUAUCGGAUUUUAGAUUCAACACAACUUUUGAAACAAUCGCAUCUUUUGAAGACUUUGCUCAAAAGAUCCAUUUUCAUACUGAUCUCGUGUGCAAGGUUGAAUUGGGAGGAAAGUGAGUAAAAGCGAUAGGAUUACAUCGAUUUACAGAUUCAUGCUGGCAUAUGGAACCGUAAAGAAUGUGGCUGAUAAACUGCCCCCGGCAACAGAGCCAGCAAAUGUUGUAAAAAGGGCAGUCUUUGGCCCAGAACCCGAACUCGAGAUCCCUCCUCGCCCGAUUUAUCAUUCAAUUCUGAUAUAA
Molecule: messenger RNA, 1951 nt
Organism: Bursaphelenchus xylophilus (pine wood nematode)
Lineage: Eukaryota; Metazoa; Nematoda; Chromadorea; Rhabditida; Aphelenchoididae
Source: the annotation of a GenBank genome assembly